AGUUCCUUCGCAUUGGAACCAACGCGAUGGAAUCUGUGCUGCCAGGUAUGGCAUAAAGGUUUCGUAACCCCUUCGAACAAGGAACAGACAAGGUGCGAGUGGUUUGAAAAAAAAAAAAAUAAAGAAGACUGGGAUGGCUUUCUAGUCGAGGAUAAAUAAAAGCUGACCGGAAGUGAUUUCGGAUUUGGUACGGUUUCGUGCCCGUAUCAAAAGGACGGAAAGGGAGAAACAAAAAAGGGAAACGAAGGGGAGGGCGGAUGAAUCUGUCGCGUUAUGGUACGCUACGGAUGCGCGAAAACCGACAGCGGUGGAGUCGAGUGCUUCGUUGAGUUCAAGGAGGCCACGUUGCCGGGGAUGGUCGUCGACGGAAACAAGGUCGGCGCGAUGACGAGAUUCGUCGAGAUGGUCGCGACCGUCGGCUCGUUUUUGCUGGUCCUCGUUACGCUACCCUUCUCGUUGUGCUUCACGUUCAAGGUCGUCCAGGAAUACGAGAGGGCCGUCGUGUUCAGAAUGGGCAGGCUAAAGGGCGACGCUUACGGACCAGGUACGUUCUUCCUGAUGCCGUGCGUGGAUAAUUGCGUACGGGUCGACCUGCGCACGGUCUCGUUCGACGUGCCGCCCCAGGAAGUGCUCACCAAGGAUUCCGUAACCGUUAGUGUCGACGCUGUCGUCUAUUACCGCAUAAAGGAGCCGCUGAAUGCUGUCGUCAAGAUAGCCAAUUACAGUCAUUCUACGCGAUUGCUGGCCGCCAGUACGUUGAGAACUGUGUUGGGAACGAGAAAUUUGGCCGAAGUUCUUUCCGAACGUGAAAAUAUCUCGCACACUAUGCAAACGUCCCUAGAUGAGGCCACAGACCCUUGGGGCGUCAAGGUUGAACGCGUUGAAAUAAAGGACGUUCGACUUCCGGUGCAGCUGCAACGAGCCAUGGCCACAGAAGCAGAAGCCACAAGGGAGGCUCGGGCCAAAGUGAUUGCAGCGGAAGGAGAAAUGUUGGCAUCCCGAGCGUUGAAAGAGGCCAGCGACGUCAUUUCCAUGAGUCCGGCUGCUCUUCAGUUACGUUAUCUGCAAACUCUGAGUAGUAUAUCUGCCGAGAAGAAUUCUACUAUCAUCUUCCCGUUGCCCAUCGAACUGCUGAUUCCGUUCUUGGGUACGAGCGCGUGUCACGAAACACUUCGACCAUCUACGGAGCAACUUCCCGCGAAACAUUUGAAGAUUCAACCGAAGAUCUUGAACAUCGAAACCCCCGGCACGCCUAAAUGAAGGAUAUACAUGGAAUUGUAACUGUUCUUAGAGGAAUUCCGAUAAUAAAUCUGAAU
Ceratina calcarata is the source of this 1316-nucleotide messenger RNA. RefSeq names its product band 7 protein AGAP004871. Gene Ontology annotation, cellular component: plasma membrane. The record is from RefSeq and is a predicted model, not a curated record. The transcript has 6 exons. NCBI's taxonomy places the organism in Eukaryota, Metazoa, Arthropoda, Insecta, Hymenoptera, Apidae. Bases 274 to 1260 code for a protein of 328 amino acids.